Messenger RNA from Cladophialophora psammophila CBS 110553, 1524 nucleotides. RefSeq lists its product as uncharacterized. The record is from RefSeq and is a predicted model, not a curated record. Lineage: Eukaryota; Fungi; Ascomycota; Eurotiomycetes; Chaetothyriales; Herpotrichiellaceae. Gene Ontology annotation, cellular component: membrane. Bases 1 to 1524 code for a protein of 507 amino acids. The transcript is spliced from 3 exons. Gene Ontology annotation, molecular function: transmembrane transporter activity. Gene Ontology annotation, biological process: transmembrane transport.
AUGUCGACUGAAGAGAUGAAGGCCGCCAGCCCCGCCGCGACAGCAGAUCCAGCCAAGGACCUCAAGGUUGUAGAAGACGGUAUAGUCACGACGACAUCGCUGGGCGAGACGCGCCGCGUGUCCGCCAGUGUCGCCAUCGAUCCGGCCGCUGAGCGGCGCCUGGUGCGUAAAUUCGACCUGCGCAUCCUCCCUCCUCUAGCCGUCAUGUACCUCUUCAACUCGCUGGACAAGUCGAAUCUGGGCAACGCGAAGACGGCCCAUCUGGAAGAGACGCUGCACCUCACCGGCGAUGACUACAACAUCAUUUUGUCUGUCUUCGUGCCGUACGUCCUCACCGCCCCGUUCCUCGGCGUUGCUGGGAAGAAGUAUGGCCCCAGCAGAGUCCUGCCUAUCAUGAUGAUGAGUUUCGGUUUCUUCAGCUUGAUGGUUGUUGCCGUCUACAAUUUCGGCGGCUUGCUUGCUCUACGGUGGUUUCUGGGCAUGGCAGAAAGUGCUUUUUUCCCACUCGUCAUCUUUUAUCAAACGACCUUCUACCGGCGUGGCGAACUGGCUCGUCGGCUUGCAAUCUUCUACGCCGCCUCGUCCAUCGCUUCCGCGUUCGGCGGCCUCCUUUCGUUUGGCGUCUUCCAAAUCAAAUCGGGCAGUCUGGCUCGGUGGAGGUAUCUCUUCGUUAUCGAGGGUGGCUGCACGAUGCUCUUCGCCAUCUUCGCAUUCUGGUAUCUGCCAUACGAUGCACAGAGUGCCAAGUUCCUCACACCCGAGGAGAAGGAGCUCGCGUUCUACCGAAUCCAGGUCGAUUCGUCCUCAGUCGUGGGAGAAAAAUUCAAUCUCAGAUCCGCCCUUGCUAUAUUCAAGCAUCCCACUAGUUGGAUCAUCCUCGGGAUUGAAAUCUGCCUGGGCGUCCCACUCCAGUCGGUGUCCUUGUUCCUACCCGUCAUCGUCUCACGACUAGGCUAUUCCACCGUCAAGACGAACCUUUACACUGUCGCGCCUAACAUCUCCGGCGCGGUAAUGCUAAUCCUCUUGGCAUUUGCUUCUGACUACACCCGCCUCCGCUUCCCCUUUGUGGCUAUGGGCUUCGCCUUCACUUGCAUCGGCUUCAUCAUCUAUGCGGCGGUCGACGUCCACACUCAGCUUCACGUGGCUUACUUUGCCUGCUUCAUGAUGACAUGGGGCACCAGCGCCCCGAGCGUCAUCCUCGACGUGUGGUACAACAAUAACAUCGCGGACGAGAACAAGCGGAUGAUGCUGACGGCCAUUGGCGUCCCCUUCGCCAACAUGAUGGGCGUGGUGUCGAGCAAUAUCUUCCAGAACAAGGAUGCUCCCAAGUACAUGCCUGCCCUGUUAACGACAGCAAUCUUCGGAGCAUGCGGGUGUCUCCUCACCUUGUUGCUGGGCGCAUGGAUGAUCAUCGACAAUAAGAGGAGGGAUUCCCGAGACGGUCGCAAAAUCAAAGCCAAGGAUAUUCCCUCGGAACUCCUCGCCGCAGGACCCGCUAGUCCGGAAUAUCGAUGGUUUUUGUGA